Exaiptasia diaphana is the source of this 1631-nucleotide messenger RNA. RefSeq lists its product as uncharacterized. The transcript has a single exon. The record is from RefSeq and is a predicted model, not a curated record. Lineage: Eukaryota; Metazoa; Cnidaria; Anthozoa; Actiniaria; Aiptasiidae. Gene Ontology annotation, molecular function: catalytic activity. The coding region runs from base 123 to 1631 and encodes 502 amino acids.
UGCGCCAGCGUGUGGCUGCAUAUUUUAAGCUCGCACUUUUUUUCAACAUUUCCUUUUCUUGUGUGGCUAUUCCAUUUUAUCUAAAGCCACAUUACAUUUGUAAGGACUUUACGAUUCUAAACAUGCUUGUUUAUUCGAGAAAUGCUCUUAUUUCACUACGGAAUUGGUAUAAAACUCCCAAGAUCUCAACUCAAUCGCACGGAUCAGUGGUUCGUCCAGUAUCGAAUGAAGUAUGGCAAAAGCUAGCUUUUUACAACCUACUUGCUCCAACAAGAGGACAACGUGGUGGCAGUCACUUGAAAGACCAUAGACCUAUAAAGACAGUGCAACUUUCUGAUAGAACGAGGAAGUAUUCUCUCCAAAAUGUGCCAAACCGCUCAAACUUAUUGUUAGUCAAAACCGACGGAUUCAAAAGCGUGACGACAAAAACAAUCGAGCGACGAAAAUCUAAUCCUGGCUCGCAACUUAGUGUUGCACAUCUUAAUGUUCGAUCAUUAAAAAACAGAAGCCAUAUUGUACAAAUACGAGAGCUAAUGAGAGAGAAGGAUUAUGACGUCUUGGCUGUGUCUGAGUCUUGGCUCAACUCAACAGUAACAAACGCUGAAAUUGAAAUCGAAGGUUAUAAACUAACGAGGCUCGACAGGCUGAACAAGACUGGAGGAGGAGUUUGCGUGUUUACUAAAGCGCCACUGAAAGUUAAGUGUCUCAAGGAUAUAUCUGGGAUCUCUGAGCAAGGUUUUCACCAGUUGUGGAUACAGAUACAACUUAAUCGCCUUAAAUCACUCGUGUUUUGCGUGACUUAUAGGCCUGACUAUUGUCCCGUGUCAUGUUUCAUCGAUGAUUUUAUGGAUAACUAUUCACAAGCGCUCAUUCUUGGCAAGCCAUUGUUGAUUACUGGUGACCUAAAUUGUAAUUUGUUGGAGCCAGACUGUCCCGAAGCAGUUGCUCUCCUUGAUUUCUGCAAAAGUGCAAAGUUAACUCAGCUUAUUAAAGAACCGACUCGCGUGACUGAAACUUCAUCAACUCUAUUGGACGUCAUUAUAACACCAAUUAACACCAACCUAGUGGAGAACUCUGGAGUACUGCAAUGUCACAUCAGUGAUCACUAUUUAGUACAUGCUACACUGAAAUUAAAGAUUCCUAAACUUCCACCAAGAGUUGUAAAAUUGCGAUCUUUCAAACAUUAUGAUGUUCAACAGUUUAAUGCAGACCUAGAGCAAAUCCCUUGGGAURAAGUUGCCUCAGUCGAUGAUGCCAGCAGUAUGCUAGAUCACUUCAACAACAAGUUAUCAAUGUUUUGGAUGCGCAUGCUCCUGUUAAUCAAACAUCGCUGCUGCCCUUUUGUCAAUAUCGAAAUACAAGAUCUGAUGCGCAACAGGAGUAUUUUGCUGGAGCGAGCCCGUCAAUUUCGUCUGCCUGCGGAUUGGGAAGAAUAUCGCUCAUCGCGGGAGAGAGUUAAGUCCGAGCUCAGAAAUGUGGAGAAAGAAUUUGUCAAGAAAAAGCUUGAAAAAAGCAAAAGCACCAGCUCCAAAUGGAAAGUUAUCCAAAUGGAAAGUUAUCCGAAAUUGUAUUCCACGCAGAGAAUCUUCUCAGCCAGUGUACACAAAAUAUCUAAAGGAUAUUGCCAAUGA